AGAGAUAGAUAACUACAAAAAAAUAGUUUUACGAACACAAACGAAAUUUGUAUUUCUUAAGGACAGCAACGCCCCCUCUUUGUGUGACAGGCGUUGCAGAUAACCCAGUAACUCGACAUACACAGAACGUUAAAAUGAAGAAACUGAAUUCUAAAGGAAAUGGUUACGCAGCGGAUGAAGACCGUAAUCCGAUUUGACGUCGUUCUCUCCACCGCAGCGUGUUAUCUUUGUGGUGGCUGUCGGUUAAACCGCCGCUGUUUUGCUGCUACUUGUUAGCUGCGAAUCCUAAACUGUGUCCGCGCAGUUUGUGGUAUGCAGAGCACAAGAAGCAACUAAUUUACAAAGCUAGCUUUGUUCACAGUGAUAGGAGUCGUUCUCCUCUUUGCUGUACAGCCGAGGGGGAUUUUAUCUGGUUGUUUAGGAUAUUACAUAAUGUGUCGGUAAGCUGUUGAUGUAGCUUAACAUUAGUCUGUUUUGGGAAAAGACGCCUUUACCUCGUAGCACGGUUCUUAACGUUUGAGUAACAGUGGUCCAGCGUCAUAAUGGGUAUCAACAGGGUCUACAUUAGCAUAGGAUAUGCUACAUUUGGGACUCUGGUCGGACUCUCGGCUUUCCUGGUGUGGAAUAUCGCUUAUAAGCAGCCAUGGACGGCGGCCAUGGGAGGCCUGUCAGGAGUUUUGGCGCUCUGGGCUCUCGUCACACACAUCAUGUACCUUCAGGACUUCUGGCGCACCUGGCUAAAGGGCCUGAAGUUCUUCAUUGCUGUUGGUGUUUUCUUCUCUACUCUGGCUGUGGCUGCCUUCAUCACCUUCCUAACCCUGGCUAUUACACAGAAGCAAUCUGUCACUGACCCGAGGAGCCUCUACCUCUCCUGUGUGUGGAGCUUUCUGACCCUCAAAUGGUCUUUCCUCUUGGCCUUGUACUCGUACAGAUACCGCCAGGAGUUUGCGGACAUCAGCAUCCUCAGUGAUUUCUAGUCAGUACUGAUUUUAUAGACUACAUUGAACUUUGAGGGGUUUUUGGUCUGCCAGCACGAGCUGGUCAAUGUGCUUUUGAAACAAAGAAGACGAAAAGCAGAUGUGGGUAGAUUAAAAAGUCACCUGACUUUUACCAUAUGGAGUUGAAGUAAAAGCUUAACGAGCUCUGUAUUUGUAUUGUAACCUGUUCUCCUGCAUUUAAUGACUCACAUGUUACAGUCCUGUAGUUAGUCAUAAGUCUAAACCUCUGAAGACUGGAACUGUGAAUGAACGGAUUGCUGAAGUCAUUUUUGGAGAGAGAUGCAGGUGGUUUUUCAGAGAGAUUUUUAUCUUGAGAUUGUUUUUCUUUAAACAAUUAAUACGUAAACGGAAAUCCCCAUCAUAUCAGGCUUUGAAUCUAGCUGUUAGUUGCUUUAAGUGAAAGAGAAAAUACAUUCAACGGUAACAUCCUCAGAACCAAAACUAAAACCUUCUACCUGGAACUACUCUAAUACUAGGUCAACGGUGUUUGUUGGAGUGCUUGACUGCUUGCAUCAAAAUGAUUGUUUUAAUUAUUGAAACCCCAAACUACAAAAUAUCUCCAUAUAGGCACUGCUUUUUAGCAUCCACCAUCAUUAUCAUUAUCAUCAAUUGAGCAAUUUUAAAAAAAUGUUUUUUGAAGUUAAUUCACAGAUAGGAAUAGUUGCACUCUGAUUUAAAGCUUUCUUUUAAAAAAAGGUGUUAAUGUAUUUGGAUAAGAUCCUUUACACUUUUAAUAAGAAAACCAUUGAUGUGGAGUUUGUGCUUUUCGUCUUUGGUCCACCAGGGGGAGACAUGCUUGUUCUGUCCAUUUGAAUAUUCUCACAUUCCUCUCGAAGAGAAAAAAAAAUGGAUUUAAUAAAUAAUUGCACUUUAUGAUAUUCAUGUCAUUGUUUUGCACAGAUAUUCCGACACAGUGGAGCAAAAUGAUGUUAUGCCGUUUCCAUCUCUUCCCUUUUAAUGUAAAAAUACACUAUGUAAAUGUUUCUUUUAUUUACAGUUAGCUGAAUUGUGUAAGUCAGUUUAAACUAGGCUUCAUUAUUGGUUUAGCAGUAGCAUAUGUCCACCUUUUACUAUGAAACAUGUAAUGUCAAAGUUUUGUUGACGAGAGAAUGAACGUGCGGAUGCUACAUGUAUAUAAAAAACUGAACCCAUUAAAGAUGCAUUCAUUGUUAAA
Messenger RNA from Mugil cephalus (flathead mullet), 2172 nucleotides. RefSeq names its product solute carrier family 48 member 1a (gene slc48a1a). Gene Ontology annotation, molecular function: heme binding; heme transmembrane transporter activity. Gene Ontology annotation, biological process: heme transport. Lineage: Eukaryota; Metazoa; Chordata; Actinopteri; Mugiliformes; Mugilidae. Bases 543 to 977 code for a protein of 144 amino acids. The record is from RefSeq and is a predicted model, not a curated record. The transcript has 3 exons. Gene Ontology annotation, cellular component: plasma membrane; lysosomal membrane.